Condylura cristata (star-nosed mole) is the source of this 1872-nucleotide messenger RNA. It is a transcript of the gene SEL1L2, whose product is annotated as sel-1 suppressor of lin-12-like 2 (C. elegans). Lineage: Eukaryota; Metazoa; Chordata; Mammalia; Eulipotyphla; Talpidae. Bases 76 to 1800 code for a protein of 574 amino acids. Gene Ontology annotation, molecular function: protein binding. Gene Ontology annotation, biological process: ERAD pathway. The record is from RefSeq and is a predicted model, not a curated record. Gene Ontology annotation, cellular component: endoplasmic reticulum membrane. The transcript has 18 exons.
CUGAAAAGAAGAAUCUUGUGGGCCAGCCAUCUAGUUCUGCCUGUGUUACAGUGAAGAGGCGCUGUCUACAAGAAGAUGAAGCCCUUGUGCCUCUUAAUAGAGAUACUGAUAAUUCUUGGGGUCACAAUGAAAAGUAUUGAAGCAGAAAAACACAGUAAAAAGCAAAAAGAAAGAAAUGUCACCACACAGGUACCAGUAAACGAAAUGAAACAACUUUUAUCGCAUGUAUUGGAACGAAGGAAAUUGAGUAAAGCAAUCAACAAAAGAGAAAAUCUGUUAGAAAAAAGGAAUCAGCAUAAAUUAAGAAUAAAAGGAAUUCAAUAUAAAGAUUUCUCAAAAAGAAACAAAAAUCAUUUAAAUAAUCAAGCACAGAAAAAUUUCACAAAUGAAGGAGACCAACUGUUUAAAAUGGGUGUCAAGAUUCUCCAGCAAUCUAAAACCCAAAAACAAAAAGCACAAGCCUACAUUUUCUUUGCCAAAGCAGCUGACAUGGGAAAUUUGAAAGCAAUGGAGAAAAUGGCUGAUGCUUUGCUAUUUGGAAAUUUUGGCAUGCAAAACAUAACAGCAGCUAUCCAAUUAUAUGAGUUCUUGGCUAAAGAAGGAUCAUAUAAAGCCCAAAACGCAUUAGGAUUUUUGUCUUCUUAUGGAAUAGGAAUGGAAUAUAAUCAAGCAAAGGCACUGAUAUAUUACACCUUUGGAAGUGCAGGGGGAAGCAUGAUAUCCCAGAUGAUUUUGGGGUACAGAUAUUUGUCAGGGAUCAAUGUUCUACAGAAUUGUGAAGCUGCCCUAAAUCAUUACAAAACAGUGGCAGAUUAUAUUGCUGACAAAUUAGAAAAAAGUGAAGGUAUUCCAGUGGAAAAAGUGAGACUAACUGAAAGACCUGAAAAUCUGAGUUCCAACAAUGAAAUUUUGGAUUGGGAUAUAUACCAAUACUAUAAAUUUUUGGCAGAAAGAGGAGAUGUUCAGAUACAAGUAUCUCUUGGACAAUUACAUCUAAUUGGGAGGAAAGGCCUUGAUCAAGAUUACUAUAAAGCAUUAUACUACUUCUUAAAGGCAGCAAAGGCGGGGAGUGCAAAUGCCAUGGCAUUUAUAGGAAAGAUGUAUUUAGACGGUAAUGCUGCAGCACCACAAAAUAAUGCCACUGCCUUCAAAUACUUUUCCAUGGCGGCUAGUAAGGGUAAUGCAAUUGGUCUCCAUGGACUGGGUCUUCUUUAUUUUUAUGGUAAAGGCGUUCCUGUGAAUUAUGCCGAAGCACUUAAAUACUUUCAGAAAGCUGCAGAGAAAGGAUGGCCCAAUGCACAGUUUCAUUUAGGCUUCAUGUACUACUCUGGUUCUGGAGUAUGGAAGGAUUAUAAACUUGCCUUCAAAUAUUUCUACUUGGCAUCUCAAAGUGGGCAGCCCCUUGCCAUUUAUUAUCUGGCUGAGAUGUACGCAACAGGAACAGGAGUCGUAAGAUCAUGUCGAACGGCUGUGGAGGAAAGGUUAAAAUUCUUGAAAAAGAGAAAAUGUAUCCAAUGGCUCUUCUCCUAUGGAAUCGAGCUGCCAUCCAAGGACAUUCACUUGGCCAGGAGAUUAUAUGACAUGGCAGCUCAAACAAGUCCAGAUGCUCACAUACCCGUGUUCUUUGCCCUCAUGAAACUGGAAACUGUGCAUUUGUUCCAAGAUAUCCUCUUUUUCAAUUUUACAAUGAGAUGGAAACAGAUUAAAUCAGACAACACCCUUGGAUCAUACUGGGAUUUAUUUGUGAUUGGCCUGAUUGUUGCUACCCUGAUCUUCUUGCUUAGAAGUUACUAUAUGUAGCAUCUGGAUCAUAGGAAAAUCUGCUCGCUCAUGGGAAUCAGUUCACUUGGAGGUAUCCUUGCAAAAUAAAGA